AUGUUAGUUAAAUCAUCCAAAUCUUAUAAAGGUUCCUUGAAAGUUCCAAGUUAUCUUGGGCAAUUUAAUGUAAUUUUCGUGAAUAUACAUUCAGGAGUCAUUGUGAGCUCUUUGGCAUCUUGUGGUCCGAAGGAGGUCCUAUUAGUCGCUGCAGUAUUACUGUCUUCCUUCGCUGGCCUCACCGUCCCCUUGAUUGUCAAGAACCUAGACAGCAUAGUAAAGGACUAUCUGGCUGCUCUGAACAACGUGGUGUUGGGGGCGCUGACAGCGGUCCUGUUCCCGAUGCACUUCUCGUUCAGCUGGCCCUACGUCAUGUCGGUGGGCUUGCUCUUGGCUGGGAUAUUUCUCUACGAAAAUAAAGGCCUAUGCAAAAAAUCCUGACGCUCAAAUAUUCAAGCUAGU
Messenger RNA from Penaeus chinensis, 402 nucleotides. RefSeq lists its product as uncharacterized. The transcript is spliced from 3 exons. Lineage: Eukaryota; Metazoa; Arthropoda; Malacostraca; Decapoda; Penaeidae. The record is from RefSeq and is a predicted model, not a curated record. Bases 1 to 381 code for a protein of 126 amino acids.